CAGGCUAAGGAUACCGUACUAAUUUAUUCUCCGAUAACGGUACAGAGCUCUUAUCCGCCGAGGGUCCAUGCUGCCCCGCCAAACUUAUUGCCCGAGUACUUUGCGACAACAUCACCAAAUAAACAUUACCAUGACUUACCUCAUCCACGCGAAUCUGCGACUUAGUACCCAGAAAAAACAACUGCAAUCAUGUCGCUUCCCUCCCGCGAAACAGAAAUGAGAGCGUCAGCUGACGCGGCCUCAAACUUCGCCGACGCCUACUACGAAGCCCUUAACCGCCGCAAGCCCGCCGGCACCCUCUCAAACUUCUACACGACAACCUGCUCCAAAUACCCCUCGCCACCCGACAUCUCCAUCAACGGCGCCGUCCUGCAGGGCGGGCCCGACGAGUACAUUGCCCUCCUCGAUACCCAAGGCGCUGACGUGCGCUACGAGAUCGAGGCGCUCGACGCCCAUGUCGUCAAUAACGACUUCUCGCUCGGCUGUCCCGAGCAUCUGCAGCGCGGUGACGAGAAGGGCGCCAAGUGCAGCAUCGCCGCGCAGGUCACCGGCCGCAUCUACUACGGCAAGGGCCGCGACGCGCCGGCCAAGACGUUCAACGAGGUCUUUGUGCUGGUGCCGAACUGGGAUACGUUUGGCAAGAACCCGCCGAGAGGCGCUAGGCGGUGGUUGAUCAUGAGCCAAAACUUCCGCGCGUUGUGAGGCGUCGAGAUUCCCGAACGAGAGUAGGUAUAAAAUUGCAAGCGACAUCACUGGUGUUGGGUUUGCUUCUGAGAAACGAAUUAGAAGAACCGAGAAAUGAGUAUGAAGAGAUGCCACGCUCUGGGGCCGGGCUCCUGACGGUAUUGGCGUGGCACUGACAUGAUGUAAAUGAAUGGACAAGGUACCAUCAAUCUUAUCGAACCACACUACGGUGGACGUUCAAAGUCGGGACAGAUCAAAAUAAGAAAUACCUCAAGGCACAUUGUUUGCUACAAUGGACU
Messenger RNA from Colletotrichum navitas, 983 nucleotides. RefSeq names its product nuclear transport factor 2 domain-containing protein. The record is from RefSeq and is a predicted model, not a curated record. Gene Ontology annotation, cellular component: nuclear pore central transport channel. Gene Ontology annotation, biological process: poly(A)+ mRNA export from nucleus. The transcript is spliced from 3 exons. The coding region runs from base 190 to 702 and encodes 170 amino acids. NCBI's taxonomy places the organism in Eukaryota, Fungi, Ascomycota, Sordariomycetes, Glomerellales, Glomerellaceae.